Molecule: messenger RNA, 126 nt
Organism: Racocetra fulgida
Lineage: Eukaryota; Fungi; Glomeromycota; Glomeromycetes; Diversisporales; Gigasporaceae
Source: the annotation of a GenBank genome assembly
AUGGUAGAAAGUAAACUUUACGCCAAAUUAUUGUUAAACGAAUCUGGGCUUAGCGCAGAACGAGGAUGGUUACUAAAGCCAUGCCAACCUUUAUCAGGUAAAUUGGUUGAAUUUCUUUAUUUGUAA